Molecule: messenger RNA, 801 nt
Organism: Fusarium mangiferae
Lineage: Eukaryota; Fungi; Ascomycota; Sordariomycetes; Hypocreales; Nectriaceae
Exons: 2
Coding region: 1-801 (266 amino acids)
Molecular function (GO): zinc ion binding; nucleic acid binding
Source: RefSeq, a predicted model, not a curated record
AUGUCUGAUAUCCCCGCGCCCGAAAAGCAGGCACACCAGCAGAGAGCUUCCGGGUCUGGUCGAGGCAAUAUUGGACCGCAUAGGAGCCAAGACACAACAAAUAACACCGCAAGGCUGUCUGAGAGAUACGGCGUUGAGAAAAGCCAGAGAGAUUAUCACAUCGGUGAUAGGAAUCGAGAACGGUGUCCCAAGCCCAACCGCGCGGCCGAAGCAAGGUCCAAGAAGAUCGCGUACGAGAUCCUCAUGUCUGAAAACAACGCUCGUCCAAGAAGGCCUGUUUUGUCUCGCCCUCUGGCUGAGAGAACCACCAAGGCAGGCAUUUUCAAGCCGUGUGCAAACUGCAAGGGUCAAGGCCACCAACUGGCUGACUGCAUCACGACUGUGCAUGGAUACAUCAAGGCCUGCAUAUUCUGCGACAACGACAGCCAUCGUACCGACGAGUGCGAGUCUUUCAAGAGACUUUCCCUUGCGGAAAAGGUCAAAUUGCUUGUAACCGAUCGGGCUGGUAAGCCUGCGCUUGCUCUAUGGUGGACUCCCCUGUACGAGUUCCUUGAAGCGAAGGAGACUCAGGACAUUCCUCUACCAACCGGAUUCCCUUGGACUGCCAAGUUUGCUAUCGAGGUAUUCCAGGGCAAACGCGGGAAACCAGUCAAAACAUUCCAGACAGAGUUUGACGCCACUCAAGACCCAAAGGCGUUGCCCGUUGAUAUGACAGUCCGGUCGCUCCCUGAUGUCUGGAGCUACUACUGGUUUCAUGAAGGUCGCCGCUUCCCUCUUCGUGCUCAUAUCCCACGACCAUGA